Messenger RNA from Nerophis lumbriciformis (worm pipefish), 2889 nucleotides. The record is from RefSeq and is a predicted model, not a curated record. NCBI's taxonomy places the organism in Eukaryota, Metazoa, Chordata, Actinopteri, Syngnathiformes, Syngnathidae.
AUGGCUCUGGACAGCGGAAGGAAGGAGCUGCUGUGGAACACGCUGAGGGAGCUGGGGGAGGACGACUUUGAGUCCUUCAGGUUCCACACGGACCUGCCUCAAAGCGUACGCGAAAACCCUCGCCGGGUGUACAUUGCUGACGAACUGAUGAAGAAGCACGGCGAGAACACUCUGGACCAGACCAUCAUGCUUCUGGAGAAGAUCGGUAACAACAAUUUGGCCGAGAAGCUGCGCAGCGACAUGGUGAAAAUAAAAGGCGCCGACUUCUCCGUCCACGAUGACGGUCAGAUUUCCAGAUUGAAGAGGGAGCUCCAAGACAACCUGCGGCGUUUAUACAGGUUUGCUUCCGAGGGCAACACCGAGCGCUGGCAGCAGCAGCCCCUGGAGGACGUCUACACGCAGCUAGACGUCACCUACGGGGCAGACGUCAGCCCGGACGGGCGGCAUGAGGUCCUCCAGAUGGAGACGUGUGCCGCGGCGGCCAAGCAGUCUAUCCUGCCGUGCGACAUCUUCAAAAGCCCUGACGGGAACCGGCGACCUAUACGCACGAUGCUCACCGUCGGCUUCGCAGGAAUAGGAAAAACCUUCCUGAUUCAAAAGUUUGUGUCGGACUGGGCCAGCGGUAGUACUAACCAGGACGUGGACUUCAUAUUUCCUUUCACCUUCCGCGAGUUAAACAUAGAGAAAGGGGAGAGCUUUACGUUGGCCAAACUGAUCCAAACCUUUGUCUGCGGAAACAGGCACAUGAGCGAGAGACUGAACAAUAUAUUUGACAACCUGCAAACUUCUGGGAAGCGGGACUUUGAAAGCAGCCGAAUCAAGAUCUUGUUUAUCCUCGACGGACUGGACGAGUGCAACUUCAAAAUCGACUUGAAGAAAGUAAGGAAAGUGGACAUGGACGUGAAGGAGACCUACCCGCUGGACGUACUGCUGGCGUAUCUCAUCAAUGGGAACCUGCUUCCGUGUGCCAGGGUUUGGAUCGCCACGCGGCCCGCGGCAGCCCGCGAUAUCCCCUCCGACCUCAUCGACAGCAGAACAGAGGUGCGAGGAUUCAGCGAUUCCCGGAGGCUGGAGUACUUUCGGAAAAGGUUCCCAAACGAGGAGCGCGUCAUUGAGCACAUUCGGAAAUCUCACACCAUUUUCAUCAUGUGCCACAUUCCCAUCUUCUGCUGGCUCACCGCCAUAGUUCUUCAGGAUACUUUGGACAAAGGGAAGAAGGGAGAGCUUCCCACAACGCUGACUGACAUGUACUCAGCGUUAAUAGGUCACCUACUGGAAAAUUCCAAGGAGAGAAAUACAAAUAAGUACAUCCUUGACGUGAAAACACUCGCCAAGCUGGCAUUUGACCACACCAUGAAUAAGUGUCAGAUCUUCUAUGAGAACCACCUGGCGGACAGCGGUUUUGAUUACGGCCAAGCUGCAAAACACUCCGGAAUAUUCACUGAGGUCUUUAAGGAGGUCCCUCCGCUCAGGAGAAACAAACAGAAGAUGUUUCAGUUCAUUCAUCUGACCAUCCAGGAGUAUCUGGCCGCACUGUACGUAAUGAUGAGCCUCUUCCACGACAACAAGAACGUACUGGAUGGUUCAGGACUGAAAACAAUGUUCAUGCCUGUUAAGCAGAAGACAAUCACUGAGGUCCACAAGUCAGCUCUCCAGAAAGCCUCGGAAAGUGAAGGAAACCUGGAUAUGUUCCUCCGCUUCCUCGUUGGCCUUUCCUUGCCAUGCAACCAGGAACUAGUGGGGGAACUGCUGAAGGCUCCUCAGGGCUGCGGGCAAAGCAAGUCAAAGACAGUCAAGUUGAUCAAGGAAAGGGUCAAACAGAACACUCCGGAAAAGAAUGUCAACUUGUUCUACUGCCUAAACGAGCUGAAGGACGACUCUUUGCUGAAGCAGAUCCAGCAGGAAUUAGCUUCAAGACGUCUGUCCUGGCAUCUAAUGCCAAAUGACAUGUUGUCGGCCCUGGCCUUUUUCUUACUGACAGACGAUGAAACCAUGAAGUCAUUUGAUCUUGGCCACUACAUCCCCAUGCCUUUGGGGCUCGAGAAGCUGCUGUUGGUGGUCAAGGCUUCUCAAAAAUCAGUUCUAAGGGAUUGUAACCUGUACAAAGACAGCUGUCACCUGCUGGCUUCCGUUCUCAGUUCUCCAUCCAACCUGAGGCAUCUGAAUCUGGGCUUGAACCAUCUGUCGGACGAGGGGGUGGAGAUCCUCUCGAAAGGACUGGCCAGCCCACACUGCAACUUAGAAGUCCUCAAGCUGGACUGCUGCUGGAUCACCAGUAAAGGAUGUGUUUCAUUGGCUGAGGCUCUCAAGGUAACACCCUCCCAUCUUCAAGAGCUAGACCUGACCAGGAACAAUGUGUCAGAUGAAGGGGUCGAGAUCCUCUCGAAAGGACUGGCCAGCCCACACUGCAUCUUACAAAUCCUCAACCAUCUUCAAGAGCUGGACCUGAGCUGGAACGAUCUGUUGGAUGAAGGGGUCAAGAUCCUCUCAAAAGGACUGGCCAGCCCACAUUGCAUCUUAAAAGUCCUCAACCUGACAAAGUGCAGCAUCACUCAGCGAGGUUGCAUUUCGUUGGCUGAGGCACUGAAGGUAACCUCCUCCCAUCUUCAAGAGCUGGACCUGAGCUGGAACAAUCCGUCAGACGAGGGGAUUGAGAUCCUCUCGAAAGGACUGGCCAGCCCACACUGCAUCUUAAAAAUCCUUAACCUGUCACUGUGCGAGAUCGCAGAUAAAGGAGGCAUUUCAUUGGCCAAGGCUCUCAAGUUAAACCCCUCCCAUCUUCAAGAGUUGAAUCUCGGGGCAAAUCGAAUAGAGAAAGAAGGAAAGAGGGUCUUAUUGGAGAUCAAGGAGGAUCCCAGCUAUAGCCUGAAGACUGUCAGGUUUAAAUGA